AUGUCACAUCGGAUCUUGAUCACCGGGGCCUCUGGCUAUCUCGGAGGCUCACUGCUGGCUCGCUGGGGCAGCGUGGCCCUUCCGCCAUACGACCGGCUGUACGCGCUCGUGCGCACCGACGAGCAGGCCCAAGCCGUCAAGCGAUACUCUGCCGAGCCUCUCCGCUUCGAGGUGAACGACGACGCGGCAGUGCGCGAAGCCAUCGUCAACAAUAAGAUCACCAUCGUCUAUUACCUCGUGGAUGCGCUGUCGGCGAAGCCUCAAGCCAGUUUUAUCAAGGCCCUCGCCGAAGUGAAGGAAACAUCGGGCAUUGACGUCCAUUUCUUGCAUACCACCGGAGCCAAGAUCUUCUCCAGCCAUGCCGGCGCGCCGACGGAUCGGCCCCUCUACGACACGGAAGAGGACUUGUAUGAUAUCCAGAAGGCGCAGAGGCCGCCUGUGCCGUUGAUGCAGGAGGCGAUCGAUGCCAAUAACGCCGUCAUUGAGCGAGGCGAGGCCCUGGGUGUCCGGACAUACAUCUUUGCGCCCUGCAUAGUGUACGGCAAGGGCGAAGGCUUCGGAAACCCGAUAUCCAUCCAAACGGUCGCCAUCAUCAAAGCAGGGCUGGGGGCUAGACGGGUUUACAGCCUCGAUGCUGGACGUCCGACGUGGCCCGUCUGCCAUGUCAUAGACAAUUCGACCCUCUACCUGGAACUCCUGCGCGCGAUCUUAGCUGGCAAGAACCCAGGGAGCGGUAAACACGGCUACUAUCUGGCCUCGUCCGGCAGCGUUGCGUGGGCCGACCUCUAUGCCGCCAUUGCGAGAAGCCUUGCUAAGCGCGGUCUGGUUGAUGAUCCCACGGUCGAACAGGCGUCCGACGAGGGUCUGGCACAGAUGGCCGCCGCUCUGGGAUAUCCGAAGGAGCUUGUUCAUUGGGCUCUGGGAGGAGAGUGCACGUUCACGGCGAAACACGGCGAACAGAUUGGUUGGAAACCUCAGUAUCCACCUCACCAUAUUCUCGAGGCCGCUGAUGAUGAGGUCGAGUUGGUCCUUUCUAGUCUUGGGCAUUAA
Capronia epimyces CBS 606.96 is the source of this 1050-nucleotide messenger RNA. RefSeq lists its product as uncharacterized. NCBI's taxonomy places the organism in Eukaryota, Fungi, Ascomycota, Eurotiomycetes, Chaetothyriales, Herpotrichiellaceae. The coding region runs from base 1 to 1050 and encodes 349 amino acids. The transcript has 6 exons. The record is from RefSeq and is a predicted model, not a curated record.